This is a messenger RNA of Oryctolagus cuniculus (rabbit), 1319 nucleotides long. Lineage: Eukaryota; Metazoa; Chordata; Mammalia; Lagomorpha; Leporidae. The record is from RefSeq and is a predicted model, not a curated record.
AUGGCCUGUGAUCAAGGUUCUGCUGCGCUUCUGAGGGAGCCAGGCCACUCGGGUGUGCGACAGGAAGACCCCACGGAAGCAGAUGGUUCCCCAGGGCCAGCCCAACCCACAAAACCCGUGGCUUACGUGAAACCCAUGAGUAUCCAGACCCGGGCGUACGCACGCACAGCUCCUCCUGCAGGAAGAGGCCAGAGAGGCAGAGGCCACCCUGCAGGAAGAGGCAGCCUCAGCAGGGCAGGCCCUCCAGAGGGAGCAGGUCGGCACAGGCAGCUGAACCACACCGAGGAGCCACGCCACCCCGUCAGACCAGCAAGCAGCCUGGCCCCACUCUUCACUGUUCCUGAAGCUACAGCGCAGGGAGACCACAGCCUCCACCCCGCCCAGGAGCACAGGCCUGCCCUGGAGCAGCCGGCGCCACAGGUCUAUCUGUGCAUAGGUUUCAGCCCCUUAGCUGGCUCAACCUUGCGUAUCAGGCAGACCGCCUCCGGCACCCACGUGUUCGGACUUCCGGUGUUCUUUACCAAUGUCUUCCACUGACCUGGCUCCUGCCAUAGCCUUCCUUUCUCUUCCCUGGCUCUUGCUAACCAAAUCCAAAACCCAUUGCUGCCCUGCCCCUCUGGCCCCUCCUCUAAGUUGUUCUGUCCUAGGGAGUCCCCACUCCCUCCUCCCAGAUCCCAACCCAGCCGUCCUCUGCUCCCCACGCCCUGUCCUGCCUGUGCUUUAUUAAAGAUGCAUGUGUGCUGAGAACUCCGUGCCUGUGAACGUGAAGUCAACAGUGUCCCCUUGUGCGGCCGGACGUCUUAGAAUAGGGGACACAACGAAACAGAGAAGGUGCACGCGAGGAAAUAAGUCACAGGGCAUUCAGAAGACUUUUUCCAGAGUAUAAUUAAUACCCUCAGAGUACUCACAUACAAAGCCAGCUAGACACACUUGGGGCAAGGGGCAGGACUGUCGGAACACGAAAUUUGUAGUUAGAUAGGACUCAGGAGCCAAUCAGCAGCAGAGGGAGCCUGCUGGAACAAGGCAGAGUGCAGGUGUGACUGCUGAGCCCACCCCAAUUACCUCCCACAGUGGGCCACAGAAGAACCUCCACCAUGAAGAGUGGAUCAUUUGGGUCAGAGCAGUAACACUGCCUCAUCAUUUCUCCCAAUGGAAGAGAGACACGACUCCUGGGCAGGGGAUGGGAACACACUGGGGUGUCUGGAAUAUGACUAGAAAAAUCGAAAAGCUGCUUGAGAGAUGCAAAGCAGAAUCAGGCUAGUGGUGCGUGGUGGCGUCAGUAAGUAUGGGAAAGCAACAGGGCAGCCUCUUCAAAGCUU